AAAAAAAAUAAAGAAAAUCUACCCCUGUUUUUUGGUUACCACUUCUUCUUACAUAUUCCGGCAUCCGGGCCGUCCCGCGUAUGUUCGUCGGAGAAGUAUUGUUUUAACUUUCCCGGCAAAAAACUAACUUGCGCGGCUGAGCUACUGCACCACACUGUUGGGAACAUCGUCAUUGAAUUCUGUCAGCAAUUCUUCUGUCUCCACUCUCCAUCUAGCACGGAUUCGCAGUGAUUUCUGUCUUUUCGCUUCAAAUUCUCAAAACCCUAAUAGAGAGCAAUGUCAUUUGCUGCUCAAUCCCAGUUGACCAAUUCGCGCUCUCAUAUCUGCCUCUUCUGUUCGAUGAAUCUGGUUCACGGUGGCGAUCCUCUGAAACACCUUGCCACUUCCACACUCCCAUUCUCCUCCAGGCACGGUGGAAGCUCAAGUUCCCUGCAUUUCGGAAUUCUCAGGCGGAGACCUCCUUGGCUGCGUAACCAACAACAGAACUUUGAGGCGGGUGGUCAAUGGCGUGUCAGAGUUUUUGAGUCCUCCCACGACGCUCUGCAGAGAGAGGGGCUCGAUAGUAAGCUGAAUUUGGAGGCUUUCCUUUCGAUUGUAGAAGUGUUGUGUAUCGUUCCUUCAGCUGUUCUUUCUGUCGGAUAUGCCGUGAAUUGGGCGUUUUUCUCGAGCCCCUUGCAAAAAUCGCUUCAGGUGUCUUUGGUGAACCGUAUUUUUGUCUGGCAGUUUGUUUUGUUGGUUGGUGCUGUUGCUGCCGGGGCUUUGGUUAGAAGAAGGCAGUGGAGGAGGAUUUGUAGAGAUACGAUAAAGACGGGUGCUGGUGGUUCGAGUGUUAACCUUAUCGAGAGAAUUGAGAAGAUAGAGGAGGAUCUUCGAAGCUCUGCAACUAUCAUAAGGGUUCUGUCUAGGCAGCUGGAGAAAUUGGGGACUAGAUUUAGGGUUACAAGGAAAGCUUUGAAAGAACCAAUUACGCAGACUGCAGCUUUGGCUCAGAAGAAUUCCGAGGCCACUCGAUCUCUGGCAGUGCAAGAAGAUAAUCUCGAAAAGGAGCUUGUUGAAAUUCAAAAGGUUUUGUUGGCAAUGCAGGACCAACAACAAAAACAGCUUAAGCUGAUUCUUGCAAUUGGCAAAGUUGGGAAGCUGAGGGAAAGCAAGCAUGACACUGUUACAGAACAAGAGACAAUUGAACCAAGCAAUUCAUUUUUUAAAGAGGAUUUACAACAGAUCGAGAACCAAACCCAAACGAGUAUGGAACACAAGGGAACCAGCAACGACAGAGCUUAGGACUCGAUAUUUCAAAUGGGAUAGUCUUAUUUCAUGCAGCCACCUGAAGUUGCGUCCAUUCAUGGUAUCUGGCUGAUGAUGAUCACUGGUCUGUGGAUAAGCAAUGCAGUCAACUUGUAUCUAACCAUUUUCAUCAACUGGGAAACUUCAAAGAUUUGAUAAAUGAGAUUACUAAAGAGAAAAGGUUGGGAGUUUAUCCAUUGGAUCGUUUAAUUUAGAAUAGUAGGCUCCCCUCUCUCAUACAUCAACAAUUCUUGUAGUUUCAACCCUGUAUCUUAUCCAUAUUCAUCUUGUAUCGAGGUGUAUGGCAUGUUUUUUGUCA
Messenger RNA from Nelumbo nucifera (sacred lotus), 1603 nucleotides. RefSeq lists its product as uncharacterized. NCBI's taxonomy places the organism in Eukaryota, Viridiplantae, Streptophyta, Magnoliopsida, Proteales, Nelumbonaceae. The record is from RefSeq and is a predicted model, not a curated record. Gene Ontology annotation, cellular component: chloroplast envelope.